GAGCAGCAGAGAAUUGUGGACAAUUCUUCUGGGCAAAUCAGCUUUAAGAGAAGCAGCACAGAUUGCAGCAGAAUUGAGCGAGCACUGGCAGAGAUUGUUAGAAGGACUCUCAUACUAUACACCACCAAGUACGACUUCCGCAGAAAAAAUAAAAGCUGACAAAAGUAUAGCUGCUCCACUAAAAGAGUUGGGACUGAGAGUCAGCAAGUUUUUGGGUCUGAAUGAAGAGCAGAGCGUGCAGUUGUUACAGUGUUUUCUUCAAGGGGAUUACAGAGGAACGAGGGACUCCCUGAAGACAAUUCUUCAGGAUGAAAGGCAGAGUCAGGCUCUGAUGCUGAAGAUUGCUGACUAUUACUAUGAAGAGAGGAUCUGCAUUCUGCGCUGCGUCCUCCACCUACUCACUUAUUUUCAGGAUGAGAGGCACCCGUAUUCAGCACAAUACUCCCAGUGCGUUGAAAAGUUGGAGAAGGAGCUAGUUCCUAAUUACCUGAAACAGUUUGAAGCGCUGUACAAAGCAGAAGCUCCUACGUGGGAAACGCAUGGAAAUCUCAUGACAGAACGUCAGGUUUCCCGUUGGUUUGUGCAAUGCCUCCGUGAACAGUCCAUGCUCCUGGAAGUCAUCUUCCUCUACCAUGCAUACUUUGAAAUGGCACCUGAUGAUCUUCUGGCAUUUGCAAAGAUGUUCAAAGAACAGGGAUUUGGCACUAGGCAAACCAACAGACAUUUGGUAGAUGAGAGCAUGGAUCACCUGGUGGAUCGUAUUGGCUAUUUUAGUGCUCUUAUUCUGGUGGAAGGCAUGGAAAUCGACACCCUCCAUGAGCGGGCCUUGGAUGGCAGGACGGAGGGGCACAAGUUAGCCAAUAAUGAGCGCAUCCACCAGGAGAUGGACAAUCAGCUGCUGCAGUUAGGAGAUGUCUCACAUCAUGCUCCAGUGCUUUUGGCCUGGGCUCUGCUCCGUCACACUGUAAACCCGGAGGAGUCAGCAAACAUCAUCAGCAGAAUCGGCAGCACUGCCAUCCAGCUGAACAUUUUCCAGUAUCUGACAAAGCUUCUGCGAUCGCUGAGCAGUGUGGGGAAGAAUUGUACUGUCAGCACAGCUUCUAUGUGUGUGUAUGGGCUUCUUUCCUUUGUCCUGACAUCACUGGAAUUACAUACAUUGGGCAAUCAGCAGGAUAUAAUUGAUGCUGCAUGUGAAGUUCUGGCAGCUUACAACAUUCCUCAGACCUUCUGGAAGUCGGAACCUACUAUGGGUCUGGCUGUUAUCCUGGAGAGUGUCUGUGGGAUGUUCCCCCAUCUUCUUACUCCUUUUCUUCAGCUGCUCCAAGCCCUCGUGUCAGAUAAAUCUACAGCAAAAAAGGUGUACAGUUUCCUGGAUAAAAUGUCCUUCUAUAUUGAGCUGUACAAGCAUAAACCUCCUGAUGUGAUCUCUCAUGAAGAUGGCACCCUUUGGCGAAGACAGGCUCCAAAGCUCCUCUAUCCUCUUGGACUAGGUCAAACAAAUCUACGGAUACCUCAGGGAACAGUGGGCCAAGUGAUGCUGGAUGACCGGGCUUAUUUGGUACGAUGGGAAUAUUCCUACAGCAGCUGGACACUGUUUACCUGCGAGAUUGAGAUGCUGCUCCAUGUUGUAUCAACAGCAGAUGUGAUUCAGCAUUGCCAGAGGGUCAAGCCAAUAAUUGAUCUGGUUCAUAAAGUCAUCAGCACUGAUGCAUCGAUAGCAGAUUGCCUUCUGCCAAUCACAUCACGCAUCUACAUGCUCCUGCAGAGGCUGACAACUGUAAUCUCUCCUCCCGUGGAUGUUAUUGCUUCUUGUGUCAAUUGUUUGACAGUACUGGCUGCUCGAAUGCCAGCCAAGGUUUGGACUGACCUUCACCAUACAGGGUUCUUACCAUUUGUUGCCAACCCAGUGUCCAGUAUGAAUCACAUGAUUAGUGCAGAGGGAAUGAACGCUGGGGGCUAUGGAAACCUUUUGAUGAACAUAGAACAGCCUCAAGGCGAGUACAGUGUCACCAUCUCCUUCCUGAACCUGAUCACAACUCUUGUCCGGGGACAACUUGGUAGCACCCAGAGCCAAGGACUUGUACCUUGCAUUGUGUUUGUCCUGAAGGAAAUGUUACCAAAUUACCACAAAUGGCGUUACAACUGUCAUGGAGUGAGAGAGAAAAUUGGGUGCCUUAUUCUGCAGUUGAUCCAUGCUAUACUGAAUUUAUGCCCCGAAAUGGAUCCUCGCAGCGGCAAUGCCCCCAGCCUUCAGUCCUUGUGCGUCUUCAGCCUGGCCAACACUGAAGCAGGGCAAGCUGUCAUUAACAUCAUGGGAAUUGGUGUGGACACUAUUGAUAUGGUAAUGGCCUCCCAGUCUAGUAG
This is a messenger RNA of Tauraco erythrolophus (red-crested turaco), 2364 nucleotides long. NCBI's taxonomy places the organism in Eukaryota, Metazoa, Chordata, Aves, Musophagiformes, Musophagidae. The record is from RefSeq and is a predicted model, not a curated record.